GUGCUCACUCGCACUACUGUAAUCAUAUGAUAGCGAGCCCGGGUCCGCGACACCGCCGCUGCCGCCACCACCAACUUAUUUGCGGUCUACUUCCAACAACUCUUUAGGGAACUUUUUCCUCCCCCCCUUCCCCCUUCCCUUAAAAAAAAAAAACUUUAGAGUCGUCGGGGGUGGUCGAGGAGGGGCUCGCAUCAUCCGGAGACGAGUCGGGCUCGGAACCGAUUCGGGGGGGGGCGGCCGUGAUUUGAAGAGUAGCCGCUCGAGAGGCACGCUCGUCGGCCGGAAGACGGUGGUGUCCUGGCAUCGCUGCGCCUGGGGAUUUUUAUUUUUUGUCUUUUAACCGCCCCCCUCCGCUACACCAAAUUUAUUUGAAAUCUUAAAUCCCACAAGAGUUAUUUUGAAUCGAAGCUUCAACCAUGGUUGGGGAGACAGAGGUGAAGGAGAGACCCAAGUCCAACCCGGACUAUUUAAUGCAACUGAUGAACGACCGGAAGGUGAUGAGUUCACUGCCCAACUUCAGUGGCAUCUUUACGCAUCUGGAGCGGCUGCUAGAUGAAGAGAUCGGGCGGGUUCGCAAGGACAUGUACAAUGACACAGUCAACGGAGGUAUGUUCAACGGUCGUGACAUGGAGGAACUACCCGAAGCUGUCGGUCCGGUGGCCCAGCUGCAAGAGAAGCUCUACGUGCCGGUCAAAGAAUAUCCCGAUUUCAACUUUGUCGGGAGGAUCCUGGGCCCGCGCGGACUGACGGCCAAACAGCUGGAGGCGGAGACAGGCUGCAAGAUCAUGGUGCGCGGGAAAGGCUCAAUGCGGGACAAGAAGAAGGAGGAGAUGAACCGAGGCAAGCCCAACUGGGAGCACCUGAGCGAGGACCUGCACGUCCUGAUCACGGUGGAGGACACACACAACCGCGCCAAGAUCAAGCUGCAGCGAGCUAUCACCGAAGUCAAGAAACUCCUCGUCCCCGCUGCUGAAGGCGAGGACAACUUGAAGAAAAUGCAGCUGAUGGAGCUGGCCAUCCUCAAUGGAACCUACAGAGACGCCAAUGUCAAGACACCCACCGCCGGGUUCCCGCUCGGCACCCCGCAGGCCCCUCGUAUCAUCACCGGCCCCACGCCCGUCCUGCCGCCGACCCUGCGCAACCCCGCCCCCGUUACCACGCCGACCAUCAUGCCUCUGAUCCGUCAAAUCCAGAGCUCCGCCCUGGUGCCGGGCGGAAACCCGCAUCCAGCGCUGGUGCAGCAAGGACCCGAGUCGGGGAUCAUCUACACGCCUUAUGAGUACCCUUACACACUGACGCCAUCCAUAUUGGAAUACCCCAUCGACUCAACCGGCGUAUUAGGUAUGGCUUUCCCAACCAAAGGCUAAGCGAUUAGCUCUCCGUCUUAGCGCACACGGACUGGCUUGCAGAGACCCCGCCCCUCCCUUUAAAAACCCUCCCCUUUCAGAACCGACACCCCUACCCCGCCCCUAAAUACUUACAGUAUGCUAGGGAGCAAAGGCACACAGCUUGCUUACACUGUAGCCCGACGCAUUCCUCGCGCUACAGUCGAGUGUCCAUGGCUUCUUCUCGCUCGUGACCUUCUAGUAGAUGACUAGCGUGGUGGUGUGAUGCCUUCAACUCUAACCUUUUAUUUUAUUUUUUUUAAAGAAAUAGUUCCGCUUGUAAUUUUAACAUUUUUUUCUAGUGUAGAUGUUCUAGCGCGGACAGUUUGUGAUUUAAUAUAUGGUUUUAAAAAAAAUGAAGCUAUUUUAAGAUUCCAGUGCCUCAUAAGCGUGAUUUUGAAGCUACUAGCAAAGCUUUUUUAAUAGAAAGUAGUGGUUUGGAUUAAUAUUUAGAGAACAGAAGACCACAACACAACAAGAUUCUGUCCUCUUAAAAUGACUUAACCCUCCUGUUCUGUACAAAGACUUAUCACUUAUGAUGUUGAUUUAAAUUGAGGUGAAACCUAGAGAAUAACGAGUAUUUUUGCAAGGAUUUAGCCAUUUCUGCGCUCUCCCUUUAUGGGAGGGAAGUUAUUUUUGCAAAGUUAAAAAAAAAAACAAAAAAAAGAACAUUUGAAAUACUGUAUUUGUAUCGGGGUUCAUUUUGUCUACACUUAUAGAUUAGUUGAAUUUUUCUUUUAUCACAGACAAUAGAUAUAGGUUGUUUUAAUUACCUACAUGUUUCAGCGAACACUUCCGCCUUCAUCAGAGAGUCUCUGUAUUCUGUGAUGGACAACCUAUAACUAUUGUCUGGGAUAAAAGAAAAAUUCAACUAACAUUUGAAAUAAAUGAGAAAAAAUGACAAAAAUGAGACGAGCAGAUAUAUCGUAAUCAUUAAAUUCUAAAUAUUUUUUCCAACUAUUUUAUGAGGGAAUGUUGACCAUUUUAGGUUUAAUCACAAAAAAUACGAUGCAAAUAAUAACGUGAUCGAAAUUCGGGCUGAACGCGCCAUUUUUCAGGGUAUGAAAAUCGGGUGAAAAAUCGUUUUUUUAAUAAAAAAACAAAAACAAAACACUAAUUAAAAAAAAAAAAAAAAUUUAAGGGCUUAAAAAGUAAGAAAAUAAAACUGAAAUACAAUGGCAUUGGCAAAAAAAGCAAAAAUAUAUACCUUUUAUCCUCUUAUCCUGUACACAUUAUAGUAUUGUAAUGUGUUUCGAACUUUUUUUUUUUUUUUUUUUGUAUCAGACCAAUGUUCUGCCAAAAUGUUCUACAUCGGCAAAACGUCUACACGAGGCAAAUUUGACACCCAAAGUACUACCGUGCGCUUUCAACUUCUUUUGUUUGGAUGCAUACAGGCAGAACAUCCUAAAAAAAUGCCUUAAGAAAAUACUUAAAUGUGGUUAUAUCAAAUAAGAAUGGUUUAAAUACGCUUCGUGUCUAAUGUUGUCAAUAGAUCAACACUGCUUUUUAAGAAAACACAGUGGUUAAAAGUAUGAAAAGGAAAUACAUCCAAAAAGUAUUUUUGAGGCAAUGAAAAGGUGAUUAAAAAAACUCAAUAAAAACAAAAAUAGUGAGUACUCGCAGUUUUUAACCGAUGUACGCUUGCGUACGGAUGCAUUGGAGCAUUGUGUAGGACGUUUCGCCAAGUAGUAAGAAAUUGCAGAACACUGGGACUCGAAUUUGGGUGCAAAAAUAAGCGAUCGGGACAUCCCUUAUGAUAAAUAUCAUUAUUUAAAUUCAUUUAAAAGUAGAAAAGUAAGGGCUGCGUAAGAUUUUUUUCAAUUUUCUAUUAUUUUCAAAUCAAUUUUGUAGAUUUUUUUUUUUUUUAAACUCUCGUGGCGUUUCUUUUCAACAUUGUUCAUGGAAAAUUUUGACCUGCUCAGGUUAAUCAACAUAAAAUGUAAUUUAAAAAAAUACCAUUCAUAUUUUUUCCUGAUUCUUGACAGAAAAAAGGGAAUAAAAUGAACUUAAAAUCUAGUUAGUAAAAGGGAACCACGGACAGAAAGACUUGUAGUUCUUAAAAUAUAAAUGUUAGUAUGAGUUAUAUUAAUUUGAUAUUCAAACCCUUAUUAAUGUUUUCGUUUUUAUAAAAUUUGAAAAAUUAGUUUAACGAGUAGGUCGCCAUUGUUGUUGAUGACACAAUGCACUCUGGCCGGUGAUGUCACUAAGCGGCACUGCCAUACUUCCACAUCGUAUUUCAUAUCUAUUUGCUGUGUGCUCUUGUUUGGUUAAAAAAAUACUGCGCACACUCUGAAAAUGAGGGCGCCACUGCCACCCACUGAGUGGAUGUGCAAUUACACUUUAUUCAAGUACGGCAAAAAAGUAUGUUCCCCCAGUUCACAUGCCACUAUUUGAGAAGUACUGCGUUAGAGUAAUGAUUUUCCUCCUAAAGCAAUCGCAACCCAGAGGCGUUGUCUGUGUCUGAACCUGAAAGGGAAACGCAACUAAAAAGAAAGUGCGGCUGGCUUGACCACGGAAUUAGAAAACGUGGCUCACUUCAGACAGCAAGCAGACAACAAUAACAUAGGGAUUGCGUAAAAGGGUUUAUUGAACACACAAAAAAACACCUAAUCGCGAAAAGGGAGACACAAAAAAGGGUCCGUGACAGUAGGUCGUGAUCAAUUAAAAUGAAAAAAACACCAUGGGAAAACUGCGAUGAGAGGCAGACAAACAAAAAAAUAAGGUAAUGAUGCAACUAGCAAAGAAGGGAUAUACAAACUGUCAAAUGGCAGCAAGUCAAUAUCUGGGCAAGCCGCCUAGGAUUGGUUUAAAGACACUGCUGAUGAGCUGGAAUCGGCUGCAGGUACGACGUCGGUAACUCAUCCCACAGCUCUGUAACAAAACAAUCUGACCAGCAGCAAAAUGUGACAAGAUCAUGCCAGUCGUCAUACUAGCUUCGCUUGCUAGCUAGCACAGCUAAUCUCCCAGUCCAGCCCAACCGCAUCAUCACACCCAUGCAUGUAAAACAUGGCGCCCUCCCUAGGUCAAAACAUGUACUAAAUAUUAUCAAUUUUUAAAUCAAUGGCAAUAAUAUAAGUGUUUCUAAUAACAUAUUUUAGUAAAAGAGAACAAUUGUGGCUUAUUAGAGCCCAGAAAUCUUUAAGUCUGAGGUUCCCUUUAAAUCUUAAAUAAUAUUUUUUUUUAAAUUCAAAUUGACCAACCUAACAGGAGGGUUAAAACAGGCUAAAAUUGACCCGCAGCAUAACAGGAGGGUUAAAUCUAACCCCGUACCCCCACCCGGCACCCUCCCACCCUCAGUUUUGUGCACGUUUUUUAAAUCUUCCGGAAGUGGCCGCUCACGUCGUCUGAUGUGUCUUUGCUGAUGAGUAACCUUCUGUGUUCUGUUUUGGCCAACGUCGUCGCGCUUGUUAGCAGGUGCCAUGACCUCUAAGGUACGCCGCCAAGACAAGAGAAUCCAUCCUUACCAAAGGGUAGUGACCACAGACAGAGGUUAGUUAGCUUACCAGCCACUUUAUGUGUAUGUGUGCGUGUAUAGGUGUGUGUGUGCAUGCAGACCAAGGGACCAGUAUUUGUGUGUGCGUCUUAGCAUGGCAUGCCCAGAUCGAUGUAAAAAUGUGAAAACAGUCUUGUUGCAGUAAAAGUAACUUUUUGGUGAGGAGCCAUGUCAGGAGGGGAUGAGGAUGCGCUUAUCUCUUGUUCGAUAAUGCGAGCGGCCACUCUCAAUUAGAGUGGAUCACUCCAUUCAUGUGACUCCCUUCCUUGUGACUUCUGGACUUGGGAGUCCUCGUUUUAAUGUUUUUUUUUUUUUUUUUUUAAUCUGCUACUUCUUUUUCACCCAGGACGUCCUAUGGGAACAUUUUAUUUAUACCCGAUUUCAUUCCACUAGUUCCCGCACUUUGUUGUGAUUGAUCAAAGUGUUUUGCCCGAUGACUACACGCCACUUAUUAUUCUCCUUUUACUACUAAAACACAGCGUGUGAUGACUACUGAAGUCUGUGUUCGGAGCCCUUUUUUUUUUUUUGUAUGAAAUAUUGUUGUUUGUGGUCUUAUCAGUCGCCCACUGGACUUUAUCAUUGGGACUGUUUACAUCUUUCAUAUUAUAUUUCCUAGCCAGAGUGGUGCUGUUGCCAUGUAUUUAGCUGCAAGAGAAAGACAAAAUACAUUUGUAUAUAGGGAUUUCAAAAUGCUUAUAUGAAGCUAAUGGAACAAAAUCGCUUGAAAGUAUUUGUAGUUUUUUUUUGUUUUUAGUUUGUAUAUUUUCAUUUUUACGGUAUGCUUUUUAUAGAUGAAGUGUCUCCAUGUAAAACUUCUAUUCCGAGUGUGUAGCUCCUACUGUUCCCUGGAAGGCGGCGUUGUUGCUCUCGUGUGUGUGUUUUUGUUUUGUUUUUGAUUUUAUUGUUGUUUUUAAAGAUGAGGUGACCUUCUCAAUGCACAGGCCUCAUGAUUGUUUUAUGCAAUAUAGACAUGGACUAGCUAGCUGCAAUAUGUUUGUGUGUGAGCAGUGGUGCUCCUUGUUGUACAAAACAAACAAAAAAAAAAACACUAAAAGGCAAUAAAGACGACGAUUGAGAACAAAAUAAAUCUUCCAAAGACAACCUAAAGACUCUAAAUUCUUGUAGUUAGACUGUCUACGUUGAAUUUGUUUCCUGUAGAAAGCAAACAAAUCACCAUCUUUUAACAUCUCAUUGCUGUCUCUUACUAUGGCACCUCUCUGCUCACAGUAGCCGUUAGCCGCUCUGCUAAUACUUCCUAGCCAACGGAGCUAAGCGUAAUUCAUAAUGAUAAUAAUAAUCAGUCAGCCUCACUUGCAAAACUAGCUACUUACAGCGAGAGGGUCACGCUCUCACGCACAUGAAACCAUGUCGGUGAUUACCCAAAGUGCACACGGCGACAAUACAUAAAGUGCAUGCCAAAAUCUUGAGGAGGAAAAAAGAAAUUGCAAUUGUUCAAAUAUAUUGUGUUUAUUUUGUAUGGACAAAGUAAUUUUACAGAAAAUUGAUGGAUGAAGGCAAAACUUAAUUUUCACAAAAAGGUUGCACGGUAUAUUGUUAGGCAAUAAUUGAGAAUUUAUAAAAUUACACAAAGAGAAAAAAAACUUUUAGAGAAAAAAAAAAAAAGAAAAAAAUCUUUUUUUAACCAUUUUUCAUUUUUUUUCUUCAAGAAAAACUAAUUUCAAGACCAAAAACAAUUUUAAAAUGUGUAUAUUAUUGAUACUAGUAGUAGUAGUAGUCAUAUUUUUCCUGUAAAACCAUUUUUUUUUUGUUGACAAAAUACUUAGAAAAGUACAUAAUAUCAUAUUUUUCAGACAAAAUAUUUAGAAAAACACAUGAUAUUCUCCCCUAAUAUUUAUUUUGGGGGGAAAUAAGGCUUUUUUUUUUAAAAAUGAAAGACAAUAUAUAAAGGUGGCAAAAAUGUAUAUUUUCAAUUAUUCUUGUGUUUAUUUUGUAUUGACAAAGUAAUUUUACAGAAAAUUGAUGGAUGAAGGCAAAACAUACAGUAUUUUCACAAAAAGGUUGUAUAUUGUUAGGCAAUAAAUGUUCUCGAGGAAUAUUUGGUCUUUUUGAGAAUUUAUAAAAUUACACGAAGAGAAAAAAAGUUUCAGAGGAAAAAAAGUUUUUAAAAAAACUUUUUUUUUCAUCAUUUUUCUUUUUUUCUUCUUCAAGAAAAACUAAUUUCAAGACCAAAAACAUUUUUAAAAUGUAUAUCUUAUUGAUAGUAGUUCUCGUAGUAGUCAUAUAUUUUCUGUAAAACCAUAUUUCUUUAGACAAAAUACUUAGAAAAGUUCAUGAUAUCAUAUUUUUCGACAAAAUAUUUAGAAAAACACAUGAUAUUCUCCCCUAAUUUUUAUUUUUUGGGGAAAUAAGACUUUUUUUUUUAAAUGAAAGAAUAUAUAAAGGUGUCAAAAAUGUAUAUUUUCAAUCAUCCUUGUGCUUUUCAUUUUUGUUGUUGUAAUUUUUUUCAAAUUAAAUUAUUUAUAUAAAUUAAGAAAAAAAAUUAUGGAUUUGAUAAGUCAUAUUUUUGAAAAAUAUUAUUUUAGGAAGAAUAUGUAGGAAGAUUUUUUUCAGGGAAAAAGAAAGAUUUGAGGGUUGAAAAAAUGUUAGUAUCUUAUUAAAGUAAAAUGUAUAUUAAGCAACAAUGCUAACUCACGCAUAGUUAAGUUUUUUUCCUUUACUAAUGUAUUAAUCAAUCUGCCUUGUCCUAAUCAAAUAAAGAAAUGAAAUAUCAAGAUAAAAAGGGUAUUUUCAAGAAAAUCUUCUAUUCGCCAUCCCCAAUGACGGGUGAUAUACGCAUGCGAAGUCAUGACUGUUGUAUGCGUUUUGGGUAAUCACAACGUCUCCUUCACCGCUUCAUGGUUUCUCCGUCUGUUAGCAUGAGUAGCGUCACGGUAGCGGCGGUCACAUGACGCUGGGGGCAGCCAAACAUCCGCCCCUCGCGCCGUGUGCAACCACUGUAGAAAUAAAAAUUUUUAAAAAAUCUGCCUUUUUGUCAUCCUGACGCCACUAGCUGAAACUAAUCUCUUUUCUAUCUUUUGUUUUUCUUUUAUGUCCCCUUCUGUGUGCCCUCUUUUUUUUGUUCCGUUUCCUUUCCUGGUCUGUCUGUGUCCCGUCUAA
Molecule: messenger RNA, 7995 nt
Organism: Corythoichthys intestinalis (scribbled pipefish)
Lineage: Eukaryota; Metazoa; Chordata; Actinopteri; Syngnathiformes; Syngnathidae
Gene: qki2
Product: QKI, KH domain containing, RNA binding 2
Exons: 7
Coding region: 417-1367 (316 amino acids)
Biological process (GO): regulation of mRNA splicing, via spliceosome
Cellular component (GO): nucleus
Molecular function (GO): mRNA binding
Source: RefSeq, a predicted model, not a curated record